CCACAUUUUUAUAUAGUGGCUCAUAAUAUUCCUUCUGCAGAAAGAGAUUAACACCAAGCGGCGACGGUGGCGUCGGUGGCAAAAAGUUUAUAAUCGUCGGACUGCCAGAGCGACAGAGACGGGGCGUUUGGAAAACCGAGAGAGCGAGAGAGAGAGGGGGAGAGAGAGAGCGAGCGGAGAAAAAUCGGAAAAUCGUUAUGCGACUACUAUAACCCACCACAAAAUCGCGGUCGUCUCUGUUGUUGCCGGGCACCUCACACUCGCGCAUCGAUUCCGAUUGCGAUUGCGAUUCAGGAUCUGAAUCCUCUGACACAGCAGCCGCAUUUUAAUUUUUUGCCUGGUUUGUGGUGCGUGCGAUUUUCAAAAAUGUUUAAGUCCGCAAUUUCUUUUACCGCGCUCUGUGCUCCUCGUCCCCUUUGUGCAUCGGCCAACUUGUGAUUUGUGCUGGAAAAGCUACCUAAAAUAAUAUAAAUGGAUCCCUCGAAUCUGGCCUUUGGGUUUCCCGGUCUCCCCAACCACGGGCACAUGCCAAUACCGCCCACCGCCAAUAUGCUAGGUGGCCAGCAUCCAGCACCCACCGCCAGUCCACCACAGAGCGUGCCCGGCCGUCGGACUCCACUUGGAUCGGUGGGUCUGGGUGGCUUCUAUGCCCAGGGAAUGGGCAUGUCCCAGCAGCCACCGACGGAUGAGAACAAGCCUGGUCCCAGUGCUCCGGAGAAGCCACUGAGUCCCACGGCCGCCGCCAUCGCAGCCAUUGCCAUCAGUGGUGGCACCACCACGGUGGCCGUGUCCAGUGGUGGAGCCAGCGGAAGUGGCUCCAGCAGUGGCAAGCAGAAAAACCGCCAAGGAAAGACGGUGAGGCUGAACAUAAACGCCCGGGAACGACGCAGGAUGCACGAUUUGAAUGAUGCCCUCGAUGAGCUGAGAAGCGUGAUUCCCUAUGCCCAUUCACCUUCCGUGCGAAAGCUGUCGAAAAUAGCCACCUUGCUGCUGGCUAAGAACUACAUACUGAUGCAGCAAAACGCGCUCGAGGAGUUGAGAAGACUACUGGCCUACAUACAAAGCACCACGGGAGCAGCGCCACUUGAUUUGGGCGCCUUUCCGGCGGCUGCCAAAUUGCAGGCCCUCCUUCAAGGACCUCACAACGAACCACCGACCAGCAGCAGUUAAAUAAUAAGCCAGGGUUCAACUGAUAAGCAAUCCAUUAAUGAGCAAUACUUUUAAGUCAAUGGGAAAGAAAAUGAAAAUGCCAAAUAAUCGUGUACUAGUCAGACGAAAGAAGGUUGAUAAGGAGCCUCUUUACAGAGCAGCCAAGUGAAAAUCUGUUCAGUGAUAUUUAUUUUUGUCAUAAGCAUUUCUUAUUUAUGCAUUUACCUAUUGUCAGCCCAUAUGUGUAAGCUGAAUAUUAACGAAUAAAGUAUUAUUGAAGUAGAGAGUACGUCGCAGAAACAGACUCCGAAUAAA
This is a messenger RNA of Drosophila erecta, 1464 nucleotides long. RefSeq names its product class E basic helix-loop-helix protein 22 (gene Oli). The record is from RefSeq and is a predicted model, not a curated record. NCBI's taxonomy places the organism in Eukaryota, Metazoa, Arthropoda, Insecta, Diptera, Drosophilidae. Bases 472 to 1170 code for a protein of 232 amino acids. Gene Ontology annotation, molecular function: protein dimerization activity. The transcript has 3 exons.